UAUAACAUUAAAUCAAUAAAAUAUUUUCAUUUAAUUAUAAAACCAAAAAUCAAUUAUUAAAUAAUGUUAGAUAUUAAGUGUAUUAUUUUACCUUUUAUCGUUUUGGCAAUAAUUAAUUCAAAUGAAACCAAUUGUGAGAUAUUAAGGGAUGCGAAGGACCUCGCUCAUUUAGUGCCAUACCCUCAACAAAUAGUCAGUUAUGCAACACAACUGACCAUUGAUUCAAAUAAUUUUAAAUUUGUUACAAAAACCAAACAAAAAUGUGAUUUAUUGGACGAUGCGAUCAAAAGGUACCGUAAAUUGGCGUUUAUUAACGGCUGUUAUAAUUUGCAUAAUGAAAACAAAAGUCCAUUUGAAUCAAUUGAAUUAAACCCGAAUGAAGACUAUUUAACAAAUAUAACGAUUGAAGUGAAGGGCGAUUGUGUGGACCAAUGGCCUCACCUUCAUAUGGACGAGAUGUACACUUUAAGAAUAGAUACACAAGACUUUCCUAAACAGGCCUUUCUAUUCGCUAACACUAUUUGGGGUGCCUUAAGAGGAUUGGAAACAUUCUCGCAAUUAAUUCAACAUAAAUCUGACAAUACUUUUGCAAUCAAUUCCACAUUUAUUGUCGAUUUUCCUCGUUUUACAUACAGAGGAGUACUAAUUGACACUUCAAGACAUUUUCUGCCAAUACAUGUGAUCCACGAAAACUUGGAGGCAAUGUCUUACUAUAAGAUGAAUGUUCUUCACUGGCAUAUAGUGGACGACCAAUCGUUUCCUUAUGUAAGCCAAGAGUUCCCCGAAUUGAGUUCAAAGGGUUCUUAUAAUCCAAAAACACAUGUUUAUAGCGCUGAAGAUAUCAAGAAUGUGAUUGAAUUUGCGCGCUAUAGAGGUAUUCGGGUUAUCGUUGAAUUUGAUACUCCGAGCCAUUGUUUGUCGUGGGGUAAGGGAUAUCCACACCUUCUCACACAAUGCUAUUCUGGCGAUAAACCAAACGGACAGUUGGGAGCAAUGAAUCCGAGCAGAAACACUACCUUUGAGUUUUUAAACUCGCUGUUUAAAGAGAUUGCUAAUAGAUUCCCGGAUCAAUACAUACACAUAGGCGGUGAUGAGGUGAACACAACGUGUUGGAAAUCAAAUCCCGAAAUCCAGUUAUUCAUGAAAGAUCUGGGAAUCAGUGGUGAAUACGACAAACUGGAAGAAUAUUUCUUUAAGCGUUUAAUUAAAAACAUUUCGGGACUAAACAAAAGUUGGAUCGUUUGGCAGGAAGUGUUUGACAGAAAUAUUUCGAUUCCAAACAAUACUAUCGUUAAUGUGUGGAAACAGAACUUCAACACAGAAUUAUAUGAAUUAACAAAAUUGGAUUACGAGGUCAUACUGUCUUCGUGUUGGUAUUUGAAUAAAAUAUCUUACGGUUACGAUUGGUUUCAAUACUACACAUGCGAUCCGCAAGGUUUCAAUGGCACCGAUCAUCAGAAUAGUCUGGUUUUGGGAGGACAGGCGUCAAUGUGGGGCGAAUGGGUUGAUGCCAGUAAUUUCAUGACACGAACAUGGCCAAGAGCUAUGUCUGUGGCCGAAAGAUUAUGGAGUCCGAAGAGUUUGUCAAAUGCAACCGAAGCUCAGUAUAGGUUUGUGCCCAACAGGUGUCGGAUGUUAGAGAGGGGACUACGACUACAACCAGUUGUUGAGCCUAAAGAAUAUAAAUUUGGAUUUUGUAGAUGUGAUUCCGAUGUAUAAAUUUUUUCUCAAAUAUGACAACAAAAUGAAUUAAAAUUUUUC
This is a messenger RNA of Medioppia subpectinata, 1761 nucleotides long. NCBI's taxonomy places the organism in Eukaryota, Metazoa, Arthropoda, Arachnida, Sarcoptiformes, Oppiidae. The record is from the annotation of a GenBank genome assembly.